Molecule: messenger RNA, 1981 nt
Organism: Dunckerocampus dactyliophorus (ringed pipefish)
Lineage: Eukaryota; Metazoa; Chordata; Actinopteri; Syngnathiformes; Syngnathidae
Exons: 11
Coding region: 129-1397 (422 amino acids)
Biological process (GO): cell division
Molecular function (GO): protein binding
Source: RefSeq, a predicted model, not a curated record
GCUUUACGUUUCACGCAUGCGCAUUAUGUCAUCUCGCUCACAUUUUUCCAUGUGUUUUUGAGGCUAAUUUGAGCAGAAUCAGUUGUAAAGAUUGUAAUUCUGGAAAUAUAAGGUGUCGUUUUCUCAAUAUGGGAGGACAAGCUAAGGGUAAAAAGAAAAGCAAACCAAAGAGGAAAGACAACAGGACAGGCAAGGAUCCUGGAAUUGUGGCACUAUCACCCCAGGACAGGAUGAAAGUGAGAAUGCAUGUGAAGGCAAAGAAGAAAACAGCUGCCAAGUACUCUGUUGAACAACUCCUAGAAAAGACAGGAGAAUGCAUGGACAGUUUUGAUUUUGAGAUGGCUGGGCUCUACUGUCAACGUGCCCUGGACCUGGAGUCCACCAACCUGCAAGCUCUUAAUAUGUUGGGACACAUCUCCACUGAGCUUGGAGACACACAGAAAGCUAAGGGAGUUUUUCUUCGUGCUGUGGAGCUGAGCCCUGAUGCAGGCCACAGUAAGUACAUGUACCUGGGUCAGAUCCACACUGGCCAGGAGGCUAUUGAUUACUACACCAAAGGAAUACAAGUCCUGCUCUCUGCAUUGGACACACAAGCACAGACCACUGCCCAUGCUGAAGCUGCAGCUCCUGUCAUUGAAGACCCUGAACUUCCGACCAUGAAGGAUGCUAGCGUGGCGUACUGCUCCAUCGCUGAGAUUUACCUUACAGAUCUCUGCAUGGAAGACGGAGCUGCAGACAAGUGCAGAGAAUUCAUUGAGAGAGCAUUACAGUAUCACCCUGGCAACCCUGAGGCCCUACAGCUCAUGGCCAGCUACCUGUUCAGUACAGAGAAAAAUAAGGAAGGCAAAGAAUACCUGUUGAAGAGUGUCCGCCUGUGGCUGCCCACCCACAAACAGACCACAGCUUCCACCAGCCCUGGAGAAGAUGUGCAGAACGAGAUCCCGCCAUACGAGUCGCGUAUCACCACAGCCAAGCUACUCGUCGAGGCAGAGGAAUACGAGAUGGCAGUGGAAGUAUUGGAGGGUCUCCUGGAGGAGGACGAUGAGGUUGUUCAGGUGUGGUAUCUUUCCGGCUGGGUGUGCUACCUUCAGCUAGAGCGGGCCAAGGAGCAGGAAGAAAGAGAGGGACGCGCAGUGAGCCAGGAAGAAGAAGAGGAGAGGACGGCGCUGAAAGAGGCGGCCAGAUUGCACCUGACUAAUGCUAAGAAGCUGCACAGCAAGCUGCACUGUGACGACCAGCCCGUGUUGGAGCACAUUGAGCAGCUGCUGAGCGAGCUGGGAGGAGAGAUGGAGGCGGAGGACGAUGAUGCGGGCGUCGACGAAGACUAUGAACCUGCUAGUGAUGAUGAGGAGGAGGAGGAGGAGGAAGAGAAGGAGGAGACACCCAUGGAACAUUAGCCGCACCCCCUUCUGACCUCUUGUCUGCUGUCUUAUUUCUCUUUUAAGUGCCUUUACAUUGGUUACACCUGCUUGUAUUCAAGCAAGUUCAUUAAAAGCUGCAGUUUAGUUUAAGUCUCUCUUCUCUUAAAAAAAAAAAAAAAAGUUUUUAUAAAGUUGUCAAAAACGACUAUGUGCAUGCAACAGUUGGCACGGCCACUUUGAAAAGAACCCCUUCAUGCAUGCACACCAACUAGCUUGUCCUCAUGUGUCUUAUCCAGAAGUGGGUUUUUUAGGGUGCGUUCACAUUUGUUAUGUUUGGUUUGGUUAAAAUGAAUUCCGCUAAUAAUUGAACAAGUGAGCCAAAUAUACUCAACAAAAAUAUAAACGCAGCACAUUUUUCAUGAGCUGAACUCCAAGAUGUAAAACUUUUUCUAUGAACACAAAAGGCCUAGCGCUCUCAAAUAUUGUUCACAAAUCUGUCUAAAUGUGUGUUAGUGAGCAUUCAUCAUUCAUGAUUCAUAAUCUAUCCACCUCACAGGUGUGGCACAUCAAGAUGCUGAUGACACAGCAUGAUUAUUUCACAGGUGUGCCUUAGGUUGCAC